AUGUCAAAUGUUUUGUAUAAUCCUCAACUAGUGGAAGGUGAUUCAUCCGGAUUUAAUUACAAUAGUGCUGCUGGUGUGCCAUCAAGAGGUGUGAGAGAACAGCCUGCUCUUCCAACUACACAUGAUACAACCGUCGUAGUAACAUCAUCUGCCACUGCCUCCACUAAUCCGACGGUUUUAAUUGGUACAACAUUAAGUCCAGACUACGGUAAAUUGGGCGGGGAACAUGGAGGGGCUGGUACAAGAUCAGAUGAUCGGCUUGGACAAAAUGUACCACAAACAGGUGAUACAACAUCGCCCGUCUCAAAUCUCAAUUCAUAA
Didymodactylos carnosus is the source of this 321-nucleotide messenger RNA. Lineage: Eukaryota; Metazoa; Rotifera; Eurotatoria; Philodinida; Philodinidae. The record is from the annotation of a GenBank genome assembly.